Malania oleifera is the source of this 1051-nucleotide messenger RNA. RefSeq lists its product as uncharacterized. The record is from RefSeq and is a predicted model, not a curated record. The transcript is spliced from 2 exons. NCBI's taxonomy places the organism in Eukaryota, Viridiplantae, Streptophyta, Magnoliopsida, Santalales, Ximeniaceae. The coding region runs from base 167 to 745 and encodes 192 amino acids.
GCCCUCAUUUUGAUUGGUUGAUGUUAUAAAACAGAUAGGGUAGAACGUGAGUUCCACGUGACAUUCCCUGGCUCAUCGAAUUAAACAAAUUUUUUUUAAAAAAAAAAAAAAAAAGAGAAAAUAGAAGAAAAAUUUUGCAGUCCCUAAAAAUCCGCAGCAGUCGUCAAUGGCGGUCCCUGCCGCUUCCUCAGCUGUUUCUCUUCAAAAAUUCGAAGCCUCCCUUCUCUCCAGAACUCCAUAUCGUCCCGCCUUUCUCCCCAGUAAUGCCCUCCGAGUACUCGCCAUGGCACCGAAAAAGAAGGUGAACAGGUACGAUAAGAAAUGGUCGAAGCAGUGGUAUGGAGCCGGAAUAUUCGUGGAGGGAAGCGAAGAAGUGGAAGUGGACGUGUUCAAGAAGCUGGAGGCGAAGAAGGUGUUGAGCACCGUGGAGAAGGCGGGGCUGUUGUCCAAGGCGGAGGAGCUAGGGCUUACUCUGUCGUCCAUCGAGAAGUCGGGGCUUUUCUCGAAGGCGGAGCAGCUGGGGUUGCUCAGCCUCCUGGAGAGGGCCGCGAGCGUCUCGCCGUCGGCGUUGGCCUCGGCGGUGCUGCCAAUCUUCACGGCGGCGAUCCUGGCGGUGGUGCUGAUCCCGGAUGACUCGGUGGGUCUGGUGGCGGUGCAAGCGCUGGUGGCGGGUGCGCUCGUAGUCGCGGCGGCCGGGUUGUUCGUCGCAUCGGUUGUUCUGGGCGGGUUGCAAGAGGCCGAUUAAUUACUAAUGAGUGGGUUUGCCAAAAGUAACUGCUGCUGAUCUGACACCCCACAAAAUGUUUUUCAGUAUUUUUUAUCUUUAAAAUCAUGCUGUGCUCGUGUUAGGAAUUAGGACCACGCGUUUUACUUUUUCUUUUCUUUUCUUAGCUACUUGGAAGUGUUACAAUCUUCAUUCUACAAAUAAGGCAUGUAAAUUGGGCAGGGAAAGUGAGAACUUAGGUUACAUUUUGUCGGAAUAAAUAAAUUUUGUAAUGAAAUUAUGAAAUAGGGCUGAAUUAAAUAAUAUAAUAUUAAAAAUUAAGAAUAA